UGGCCACGGGCGGGCGCAUGUGCGAAUGUUUGGGUUAAGGCCGCGGACAAACCGGGCCAGUGAGGCGAACGCACAAGACUUUCUUCUAGAACUGUUUGCAGCCUUGCAGUGACUAAGACAUCGGAGAAAGUGAAAUAUACAAGUAAAUUUGGAAAGUCACAUCAUCAACACUAAAAGAAGCUCAUAGAGUGAAAGAAGCCUCGCUGCGAGGAGACACUCAUCAACUCAUCAUGAAAUAUAUAUUAGUUACUGGUGGAGUUAUAUCUGGCAUUGGGAAAGGUGUCAUAGCAUCCAGCAUUGGCACAAUUCUCAAGCACUGUGGCCUGCGGGUAACUUCUAUCAAAAUUGAUCCCUAUAUCAAUAUUGAUGCUGGAACUUUCUCACCAUAUGAACAUGGGGAAGUUUUUGUUUUGGAUGAUGGAGGAGAGGUGGACCUUGACUUGGGUAACUAUGAACGCUUCCUCGAUGUUACUCUGCAUCGUGACAACAAUAUUACCACUGGCAAGAUCUAUCAAUCUGUUAUCAACAAGGAGCGAAGAGGAGACUAUUUAGGCAAGACUGUACAGGUGGUGCCACACAUCACAGAUGCCAUCCAGGAAUGGGUGGAGACAGUGGCUCAUCGUCCUGUAGAUGGUGAGAUGGCUGAGCCUGAAGUGUGCAUCAUAGAGCUAGGAGGCACUAUUGGAGACAUUGAAGGCAUGCCUUUUGUAGAGGCAUUCCGUCAGUUCCAGUUUAGAGUCAAGAGGGAAAAUAUAUGUCUUGUGCAUGUAUCCCUGGUGCCUCAGCCAUCCUCCACUGGGGAACAUAAGACCAAGCCCACACAAGCCAGUGUGCGGGAAUUACGUGGGCUUGGCCUCUCUCCAGAUUUCAUUGUUUGCCGUUCAGAAAAACAAGUUGAUGCAGCCAUCAAAAAUAAGAUAUCCAACUUCUGUCAUGUAUCACCUGAACAGGUUAUAUGUCUGCAUGACGCUCAAAGCAUCUAUGCAGUUCCACUUAUGUUGGAAGAGCAACAGAUGUCACACUUGCUGAGUGACCGUUUAAACUUAAACCUGGAUGGUCGUCGGCCAAGAAAGUUUUUGAAGAAGUGGUGUGAUCUUUCAACUAAGCAUGAACAUUUGCGCACCAGUGUCACAAUUGCAUUGGUGGGCAAAUACACUCAACUUGAAGACUCAUAUGCUUCAGUCAUCAAAGCCCUGCAACAUGCAGCUCUUGCAUGUAAUCGAAAAUUGGAACUUAAAUGCAUUGAAGCUGAAGACAUAGAAGAGGGAGCAAAGGCCAUUCGACCUGUCAAAUAUUAUGAAGCUUGGCGGAAUGUUUGCAAGUGCAAUGGAAUUAUUGUGCCUGGAGGAUUUGGACAGAGAGGAAUGGAAGGAAAAAUUGCUGUGUGUAAAUGGGCUAGAACCAUGAAGAAGCCUCUGCUUGGAGUUUGUCUUGGUCUACAAGCUGCUGUUAUUGAAUUCAGCAGGAAUGUGCUAGGGUGGGGAGAUGCCAAUAGUCAAGAAAUGUAUCCUGAUGGAACUUGUCAUGUGAUUAUUGAAAUGCCCGAACACAACCCAGGAGAACUUGGUGGGACUAUGCGCUUAGGCAAGAGGCAAACACUGUUCAAGACCCAAGACUCAAAGCUUCGGCAGCUGUAUGGCAAUGUGGAUUUUGUGGAGGAGAGGCACAGACACAGGUUUGAAGUAAAUCCAAAAUUGGUGGCAGAUAUUGAAGCAACAGGAAUGAAAUUUGUGGGUCAAGAUGUGGAUGGGGAGCGCAUGGAGAUCAUGGAGUUGGAGGACCAUCCUUAUUAUGUUGCUUGCCAGUACCACCCAGAAUAUCUCACAAGACCACUGAAGCCAUCACCUCCCUAUCUUGGCCUCAUCUUGGCAGCAAGUGGCAAGUUGGAGCAAUAUUUGGCCAGGGGCUGUCGUAUGACACCAACCAGCUCACCAGUGUCUUCAGAUGAGGAGUUACCAAUGCCACCCCAAGUUCUCACCAAGCAAACUGACAAGUAUAAAGAGGUUCAGUCAUUACACCUCGCAACACUUCCUAAUAGUGAUUCUAGAACUUCUCCAGAUAAGGAAGGUACCUCAAAAGAAGAUGUAAUAUAAUAAAAAAAAAAAUAGGUAACUUUAGUAUAAGAUACCAAGACUUUCCCCUUGCUUGCUUUUUUGGUUUUCUGGUUGAUGAUGGCAGUCAUUGAGACUGUGCUGAUGUACUUAAGGACAUUUGGCAUUCUUUGGAUGAGUGAAGGUUGGCCUCCAGGGAGUGCUGAAACUGUGGGCUAAUGUAAGGGGAUUAGGUCAUUAUUUUUUAGUUUUUAGUUUGCAAAAGGUCUUACUAAACUAAUACUACUGAUUACCAUUCAUAAUGUGGCUUAGAGAUCAGGGAGGUGAAAACAAGAAAUUAGCUGAAAAAUUGCUAAUAGAAUCUAUAUUGUGAUCAGGAGACAGAUGUGAUGUCCCAGAAACAAUAAAUGAACCUGCCAUAACACUCAUAACUAGGCAGCUGAAGUAAUAGCAUCAUGUGAUUGUUUAGACCAGGGCUGGUUUUAAGCUUGUUUAACCAAUUUGAUCAAAUUGGGCCCCGCACCUUAAGGGGUCCUGGGCCAGUGGUGACUGAGUUACCGCUUGAAGCCUUUUCUGUAUUCUAAGAGGAAUAAACCACUACUGAAAACGUGAAAUGAAGAAUGAGAAACUAUUAUUCCUCACGAAAUAUAAACAUAUAUAAAUUUUUACUUUUGUAGAGUAGGGGCCCUGCUAUCAGUUUUCUAAUUGGGCCCUGCAGUUCCUAGCACCAGCCCUGGGUCAGACUGUAAGCAUGUGAAAUCCUUAACAUGCUGAGAAUUAUAGGCAGUUUUACUAGCAUGCAUGCAAAUAUCUGUUAGAAACAAGAUUUCAUUCCAUUGUUUUUCUUUCAGAAAGGUAAUGAUCUUCACUUAGUUAUAGACAAAUUUUGACAUGCCAGAUAUUGCAGUUAUGACUCAUCAAUGAAAUGUUUAUUAAAAUAUUCUGAUUUUCUUACACAUAAGAUAAUAGAACAGGAAUUCGUGGUGCACCUGGUUGUAAAAAAUUUACCCAAAACUAUUUGCUAUGCAUGUUAGGUUUUCUUGUGCAACUCAGUAAUAGAGGUGAUCAGAUAUUUUGUCCAAAUAUGACCCAGUUGCCCAUAGACAACAUUGAGCAUACGCACACUGUAGAAUCUUGGACUUGUACAAUUAAACAUAGGAAAUGGGCUAAACUUUGUUCGUUUUUUAAUCU
Messenger RNA from Scylla paramamosain (green mud crab), 3242 nucleotides. It is a transcript of the gene Ctps, whose product is annotated as CTP synthase 1-like. The record is from RefSeq and is a predicted model, not a curated record. The transcript is spliced from 12 exons. Gene Ontology annotation, cellular component: cytoophidium; cytoplasm. Bases 231 to 2093 code for a protein of 620 amino acids. Gene Ontology annotation, biological process: CTP biosynthetic process; pyrimidine nucleobase biosynthetic process. Gene Ontology annotation, molecular function: identical protein binding; CTP synthase activity. NCBI's taxonomy places the organism in Eukaryota, Metazoa, Arthropoda, Malacostraca, Decapoda, Portunidae.